AUGAGGUAAAUUUGACCUUAAUAGGUUCCCAUUAAGCAUCAUACAUUCGUUAGUUUUCAAACCAUUAAACCUUAACAUAGCCGACUUAGGCCUACUCAGCACAAGCUGCUGACGAGGUAUACUUGAGCUCUGUUCACUGGAUGAAUCCUAACUUAAGACAAAUUUUCAGUUUAGUCUUCCAUUGACAUCAAUGUAUGACGAAGUGAAUUGACUUAAGUGAAAGUUAGGAUUUGCCCUCUGAGAGCUUGCUUACGGUAACAAGGGAUGACACCACAAAUAAGAGAUCAACAGUGAUUUCUGUCACUAACCAUAACUAAUCAUUAGACUCCAGAAGAGCAGGUAGUAAGGUUCCCUUCAGGUCAGAGGUCAGAAGGGUAACACUGAUAGCUAGCAGCACCACUGAGAGUGAAGCUCUGUCUCCGCAGCAACACUAAGAGUGAAGCUCUCUGUCUCUGUGUAUGACAAUCAAUUAAACCUUGUUAUGUGAUCCUGGGUGAGAGGACAGUCUGAGAGGAUCGGGAGUGUAGGAGGGUGAUGGAUGGGGAAGGCAGUGUUUCUGAGGCUGGGGAAGAGGCCCCUCUCCCUGGCCUAUCUAGUCUUCUGCAGAGGCCUCCAGGCAGGCAGACACCCUAGGCCCUUCCCUUCCCAGUGCUUCAGACAGAUGUUAGGAAAAAGGACUCCAGUCAUCGUGCCACUUUUAUGGCAGCUUUUUGAAUUUUCUUUUAUUCUGUGUCAACCUGUCUCAGUCAGUGCAGAGGCAGCUUUAUCAACUCAGGCUCGGGAGCUGUGGAGCUGUGGACCUGACCUUUAUCUGCUAGAUGCUACAGGCUAUGUAUCACAUUAACCACUGGUCUAAUCAUCAGGGGUUCACAAUGUAGCAAGCUGUCAAAACCAAAGUGUUCCUUAAAGUGGCAAAUACAACUCACAGCCUUUUUCACAACUUCAUUACCCAAUCUGGGAUUUCCACAUCCCCAAACACACACUGCAUUAAACACAUUCUCCCUGGUGUGUCUCAUCACUGCUCAGCUAGUAAAUCAGAGUCUGUAGGGAGUACUCGCUGGGGCAGCCAUGUUAUUAUUGUGUAAUGUUGUCCACACACACACACACACACACACACACACACACAAGGCACUGUCCGCAGGCUUAAGUCAUGGCGUCAGCGGGAGUCGACUAGGGGCAAGCCUAUGUGGACCAAUCCUUCCCAUGUCACCCGUACCUCCCAUCUAACACCAGCUCACAGCAACCUCCCAGAGCACUGCAGUGGGGGUUAUACCAUGCAAAGAAAAGGAAACAUAGGGAACAUACACCCCCUCCUAUCAAUAACUAUGCAUUCUCAACAAACACAUAUCUGCAUAACAUGUGGACGAAACAACCACUGUGUGUUUACUGUACUGUAUAGUGUUUGUGUUUAUGUUAGAAGAACUUGAUAUCAAGAUCAUUGUAUCAUAAUUCCCCCAUGCAGCCUAUGGUGGCUACAUAGAAUUGAGCAGUCAGGAGAGAGCAGGAAGAGAAGCCCUGUGCUCCAUGGUCUCGGCUCCUGAGUGCUGCUGAGCACCCAGCAGGCUUCAAGGGCAAACGGUCAUUAAGAAGCCAAGUUUUAAUAAGCAUGCAGACAGACAUGCUGCUACACAGCCCAAGUGCCAGGAAAGGUGAUUUUCUUUUGUGCACUCACUACUUUCUCCCUCAUGACUCCAGAGAUCAUGAAUGUCCUGCAGCCAAACAUCGUUCAGUCUCCAACAGUUACCUGUAACACAGGAUGAUCAGUAGCUUUUCCGGAUACUUUGUCAUUAUCCGUUGUCUUACAUGGAUGGGUUGACCCAGUAGUCAUGAGAUUGUUAGGGCCUUGCUGAUAAAUUGAGGAAGGCACGGUUGAGGGGAUGGUGGGAACAUGGACACAUCAGUAGGGUGUCAGGCAGCCUCCUUGCUCAAAGGCCUCUCGAGUCCACCCCCACUCUGUUACAGGAGGGGGUCGCAGUUCCGGAGCGAUCCACUAGGUGUCCUCCUCCGACAACCUUAGGCACCUUCUCACUCACAGUUUGGACUAAUCAUGAUCCUAUUGGUGUCACCUGUGUCUACCUGUUCACCUGUGUAUUUAUGCCCUCACUUCCCUGUGUUUCCUUGCUCAGUUUUCUCUGCUAGUUUCUCGAUGCUCAGCAGUACUACGACUGUCUAAGAAGGAAGCUAGCGGUGGUUUAAAUAAAUUAAAAUAGUAAAAAAUUGUUUGUAACUAAUAUAGAGAAGAGUCGGAGCAGUGGUGCGGGCACUAUUCCCCUCGUGGAGAUGGCGAAAAAUGCAAAUUUUAGGGCGAUUCCCAGGAUUGGGAUCACGAACGCAGUUAGGUUUGUGUGGAAGGAGAAGGACAUGGAGCCUUUUGGAAGGGAAACAUUUGGGAGGACUUUGUUGAUGGGAGUGUUAAAGCUGGCGGUAAAGGAUGUGAUGUGCCUCCAGGCGAACGCCUUGGAAGGGGCUUAUGAUGUGGUUUUUCACACGGAGGGGAAGCAUGACGAGGUCAUGAAAAAGGCGAGGGAGGUGGAGAAGGCCAGGCCAAUGUGCCACUACGAGGUGACAAGCUUGGCCAAGAACAACUUCAGGGUAAUAACAGUAAACAUGUAUAACCCGCAUGUUAAGGAUGAGGAGGUGAGGGCUUUUAUGGGGAGGUAUAUGGACAAUGUCUCCUCGGCAAGGCUCCUCAAAGACUCGCUACGGUUCUGGAACGGGAGGAGACGCUUCCAGGCUCUGUUGAGGGAAGACCCAAAGGGCCUGGGAGGUUACCUUCAUCCUCCAGCUCUGUUCUCCCUGGGGGCUGACAGGGGGACAUUGUUUUAUGCCCGUCAGCCCCCUUUCUGCAGACAAUGCAUGGCCUAUGGCCAUAAUUUCGCCUCAUGUGGGGCGAAGAAAUGCAGGGUGUGUGGGUCUGAGGUACACGAGGUGAGGGACUGUGACGAGUCGAAGAAGUGCCACGGGUGUAGAUCGUCAGCACACCUGUGGAGGGAGUGUACGGUUCGUCACAAGUCGUAUGCAGCUGCAGCUGGUGGGGGAGCAGGUGCAGGAGUGGGGGAUGGAGGAGGCAGAGGAGGAGGAGUUCCAGACCCAAGCGCAGGGCCAGAGGCAAUAUCAUCGACGAUGGAGGAGGAGCCAAGAACAGCAGUGGGAGGAGAGGGGGACGGGCAGGGGACUGCCGUAGCAGUUCUGGAAGGAGAGGUGGUGCCGGAGACAGAGACGGAGGGGAGUGUGGGAGAGGAGGUGCCGGAGACAGAGGCGGCGGAAGGAGAGGAGGCCGGGGAGGAGCCAGCCACAGCCCUAGGAGGAGAGGAGAAGGGGGGAGAGGGGGGAACGGAGUGGGGGGGAAAGCGAAAUGUCGAGUGCCCAGGGGGAUGA
Molecule: messenger RNA, 3378 nt
Organism: Coregonus sp. 'balchen'
Lineage: Eukaryota; Metazoa; Chordata; Actinopteri; Salmoniformes; Salmonidae
Source: the annotation of a GenBank genome assembly